Molecule: messenger RNA, 1626 nt
Organism: Auxenochlorella protothecoides
Lineage: Eukaryota; Viridiplantae; Chlorophyta; Trebouxiophyceae; Chlorellales; Chlorellaceae
Product: Aldehyde dehydrogenase 22A1
Exons: 12
Coding region: 1-1626 (541 amino acids)
Molecular function (GO): aldehyde dehydrogenase (NAD+) activity
Source: RefSeq, a predicted model, not a curated record
AUGUUAUCACUCCAGGUGCGAGACAUCAUAGCAAAGACACGAUUGGCCAGCAAGGAGUGGAAGAAGUCCAGCUUUGCACAGCGCCGGAUGCUGCUCAAGAUACUGCUCAAGUUCACCGUCGAGAACCAGGCCGACAUCUGCAGAGUGUCUGCCCUGGACUCGGGCAAGCCACUGGUGGAUGCAUCUUUUGGGGAGGUCCUGGGUACCUGCGAAAAGAUCUGGUGGCUCGUGGCAGAGGGUGAGAGAUAUCUCAGGCCCGAGCGUCGCUCCUCUGGCUACAUGAUGUUCUACAAGAAGGCGCGCGUGGAGUACCACCCCGUGGGCGUGGUGGGCGCCAUUGUGCCCUGGAACUACCCCUUCCACAACAUCCUGAACCCGCUCACCGCCGCGGUCUUUGCCGGAAAUGGCGUCGUCAUCAAGGUCUCCGAGCACGCCACCUGGUCGGCCCUGGUAUACCAGCGCGUGAUCGACGCCGCGCUGGCGGCCGCGGGCGCGCCCCCGGACCUGGUCCGCAUCGUGACCGGCUUCGGCGAGGCCGGCAGCGCGCUGGUCACCGGCGGCGUGGACAAGCUCAUCUUCGUGGGCAGCACUGCCAUCGGGCACAAGGUGCUGGAGGCGGCGGCCACCACCCUGACGCCGGUGGUGCUGGAGCUGGGCGGAAAGGACGCCUUCAUCGUGCUGGAGGACGCCGACCUCGCCACGGUCACAGCCACCGCCCUGCGCGGCGCUUUCCAGAGCUGCGGGCAGAACUGCGCGGGCGCGGAGCGCUUCAUCGUCGCCGAGCGGCUGUUUGAAGAGUUUGUCCAGCGAUGUGUGGCAGUCGCUGGGAAGCUGCGUCAAGGCCCUGCCGCCGGAGAGGGUGUGGUGGACUGCGGGUCCAUGUGCAUGCCGGGCCAGGCGGAGAAGGUGCAGGAGCUGGUUGAUGAUGCAGUCGCCAAGGGCGCCAAGGUGUUGAUCGGCGGGCGCCUGCCGGCCGCGGGGAAGGGCCACUUCUACCCGCCGACCAUCAUCACCGGUGUCGCACAGGGCAUGCGCAUCUGGGAGGAGGAGGUCUUUGGACCCGUCAUGUCCGUGGUGAGCUUCAGGAGCGAUGCAGAGGCCGUGACCCUGGCCAAUGACUGCCCCUUCGGCCUGGGGUCGGCGGUGUUCUCCAGAGACGUGGCGCGUGCGAGGCGCCUGGGCGCCCAACUGGAGGCGGGGAUGACCAGCAUCAACGACUUUGCGACGACGUACAUGUGCCAGAGCCUGCCCUUUGGGGGCGUUAAGCACUCCGGUUUCGACCGCUUUGCUGGGGUAGAGGGCCUGCGCGGCCUCUGCGUCCCAAAGGCUGUUGCAGAAGACAUGUGGCCUUUCAGCACGGCCAUCCCGCCGCUUCUCCAAUACCCCGUCAGCGACCGCGCAUUCGAGUUCUGCUCUGCUCUGGUCUGGAUGUUCUACGCGCCAACGAUUGCUGGUAAUUUAUCGCGAGGGGGCUGCCGGGAGGCUGCAAGAAUUGGCUUGUCCAAGGGAGACCCACAAUGUCAACAUGACCUCCAUGCAGGGAACCUGAAAGGGCUUUGGAGUCUGGCGGCGUGCUUCCUUCCCAAGCGGGGAUCGAAGAAGCCAGCGCAGAAGAAGUCGUCCUGA